AAUAAAAUUUUCGAUUUAUAACAUUUAUUUGUAAUGUUUAUUAACAUUUCUGUUAAUUUGUGUUGUGAAACUGUGUAUUUUUUUAAUUAUGAAUCGAGAAAAACCAGUUUAUGAUGGAAAUUUAUUGUUUCCACCACAAGGAAAGAUUCUUAAGAAAUCUUGGCAAUCAAAAUAUUGUUUACUAUUCAAUGCAAGUAAAUUAGGCAUUGAACGGCUCGAAGUUUACGAUCACAUCGACGAUUAUCCAAAGCAUCCACCACACAAAAUCUACACGUUAGAAAAUUGUAUAAAAAUAUCACAAACUGACGUAAAUAUUUUUACAGUAAUAACAAAAACAUGGUGUCAAAAUUUUGGUACACAAAACCCUUUGGAAUUGACAAAAUGGAUUGCGGCAUUUCAAUCGGUGGCCUUCGAUAAAAUUGAUUCAUCACAAAAUCAAAGUAUUGUUGAAGACAACGAAUUAUACUCAUCAAGUGGAGCUGGUACUUUCACUGUGUUGUUAUGUCAAUCAGAAGCUUCGGAACGAUGUGGUUUAGAACCGAAAAUUUACACUUUAGUAAUAUCUUCAACAUCAACGAAACUAAAAGAUUUUGACACCGGAAAAACAUUAUUCACAUGGCCACAUCGUUACAUACGACGUUAUGGAUAUCGUGAUGGUAAAUUUACAUUUGAAGCUGGUCGAAAAUGUGAUUCUGGCGAGGGAAGUUUUCAUUUGAAGCAUGAGAAUCAACAAGAGAUAUUCCGAUGUUUAUCGUUAAAAAUGAAAUCAAUGAGAAAAAUGUUAUCAAAUGAUCCGAACGCCUCAACUUUCGAUUGUGCUGAUAAUCAAUUCCACGCUGCCUCAAAUAUGGAAGCACGAUCACGUAGUCCAAUUCCACUAUCUUCCCCAACUGGCAAAUCUCAUUUCAUGUUCACUGAUAAACCGCCAAAUGUAAAAAAUGUUAUUAAACCAAAACCAGCAAAACCGCCACGUAAACAUUUACCCUUAGCUCAACCGCAAAAUUUAGAUUACGAACUGAUUAGUCCUAAUUCUCCGAAUACAUUAGUCGACGAUUAUGCAAAAGUUGAAGUUCGUAACGAAGCAUGGAAAACUUUGGGUGUGGAUGAAGUGAGUCAUUCGGAAUCAAUUGAUUUAGAUUCCGAAUUGAAUGAAUUCCUUUCAAGUCCAUUUACGAAAUCUCAAGAGAGUUUACAGUUUGAACCUCAGCCAUUACCACCAGCUUCCAAAGUGAUUUCUACAACGAGUACCCUCAACAAUAGUGGGGAUGAUAGUUACGAUAAAUUACAAUUUUUUGGUUCGUCAACGAAACUUAACGAAGGAUAUAAUAAAAUAAUCGUGACUCCCAAAAAUGGUAGUGUUGAUACGACGCCUUGUUCUUCUAUAAACGAUUACGAAGAAGUAUCAGCGUUACAAAUUGAUAUGGAAGCGGUGCGUCUUGCAGAUGAUUCACAUUUAGGCUAUGGUAUGAUCAGAAAACAACAAAAUGUUACAAAAAUUUUACCUGAAGAAACUGUUUCACAUGAGGUUAUAAAUAAUACACCUUAUGCUAUUAUAAGUAAACCAAAAAGAGUCUAGUCUAAUUUUUUAUAAGAAAAUUUUGAAAAUUUUAAAAAAAGUAUUUUUUAAGAGUAUUAUUUUAGAAGCAUUUUAUUUCCAGUGGUGUCUCAUCUAGAUGUAAAUUUUUUGAUAAAAUCGUCAGGGCAUUUCGAUAGAUUUCGCGUGCGAAGUAAAUUUUUAAAAUUUUGUUUAAGUAAACUUGCAUCUUUAACGUUUCGGAUAACCACAAAUUUUGUUCUUGAUAAGAUCGUCAGAACAUUUUGAUAGCCACAAGCUUUGCCUUAAAUCUAACAAUAUGAACCCAUAUUUUUAUCAAAUUGCCAACUAUUGAAGACUUAUUUUAAAGUAGAAUCUCUAAACUAGUAACAAUCUUUUUAUCAGAGUCUGAGUUAGAUAAAGACACCACCUUUUUUUUAUAAAGUAUUUCGUUUUUACGUUUUUUUAAAAGAUAUUUAAUUUUUAAGUAAUAUAAUUAAAGAACUCAUUUAAAGAUAAAGACAUUAAAAUAACUUCUUCUAAACUAUGAAAUAACGGAACUAUAUUUGUCCAGUGAGUUUGUUCAUGUUAUACAGUGUAUCCUACAAUUGACUACAGAACUCUACAUUUUAUCAAAACGAACGUAAAAGCUCUUUAUCAAAUUUCGAUCUAAGGCCUAAUUUUUGAGAUAUUAUAAGAAAUUUGAUUAUGAUAGGAAAAAUUAAAAAAUUCAUCCAUUCACAGCACUGAAAGUUAGUAAGCUUGUAAGUCGUGCACUUGUUUAUAUGGAGGAGGCUACCAAAAAACUUGAAAAAUAUUAUUGGGCAGUGAUUGAUUCUUGUUCAGAAAAGCUUAUCGAUUAAUAUUUCAGAUAAUGCUAGAAACUCUAUUGUUCCAAUUUUUCGCCCGUUCUUAUUCAGAAAAAUUACCUAAGUUCUGUAGGUAAUUAUA
Chrysoperla carnea is the source of this 2485-nucleotide messenger RNA. RefSeq names its product docking protein 2 (gene Dok). Gene Ontology annotation, cellular component: cytoplasm. The record is from RefSeq and is a predicted model, not a curated record. The coding region runs from base 89 to 1576 and encodes 495 amino acids. Gene Ontology annotation, biological process: cell surface receptor protein tyrosine kinase signaling pathway; positive regulation of MAPK cascade. The transcript is spliced from 2 exons. NCBI's taxonomy places the organism in Eukaryota, Metazoa, Arthropoda, Insecta, Neuroptera, Chrysopidae.